This is a messenger RNA of Frieseomelitta varia, 1635 nucleotides long. Its product is annotated as odorant receptor 13a-like. Lineage: Eukaryota; Metazoa; Arthropoda; Insecta; Hymenoptera; Apidae. Gene Ontology annotation, cellular component: plasma membrane. The transcript has 5 exons. The record is from RefSeq and is a predicted model, not a curated record. Gene Ontology annotation, biological process: detection of chemical stimulus involved in sensory perception of smell; sensory perception of smell. Bases 364 to 1563 code for a protein of 399 amino acids. Gene Ontology annotation, molecular function: olfactory receptor activity; odorant binding.
UUAUCACAACGACAAAUUUAUCCGUAAUAUGACUCAGUAAGCGAUUUGAUACAUACUAAACACGAGAAAAGUUUCAAGAGAUUGCAUGGAAAACCAUAUUAUCAAUUUAGAUACUGUCCCCUCUACUUACAACACAGACUUUUCAUCAAACUAUGAAUCAGAAAUAGGGGACUUAAAGAGGGACGUAUGCAGAAUAACAUUAAUAAUGAACAUGUUUCGAGCGAAAGGAACACGCAAAUAAACCCUUAUGUUUUAGCGUGUAAUCUAUGAUAUUGCUACAGAGAAUUCCGUGUUGUAAAACUUGAUUGAAACAUAUAGAAAAUAAGUUUCCGUUCGCAACCACAUAUCGCAUGAAGGGAGAACAUGAAAGAACUAUCUAAUACAUCGUUCGAUUAUUACAUACUACCGAAUAAGAUCUUCUGUAGUGUUGUUGGAAUGUGGCCUAUCGACGAGAAAAGUUCAACGUCUAGCAAAAUAUUCGCAUAUUUCCGCUUGAUAGUGACAGUGAUUUCAUACAGUUCUAUCUUUGUGCCCCAAAUUUGGGCGAUAGCAGUAAAUUGGGGCGACAUACAAGCCAUAGCAGAAAUAGGGAUCACAGUAACAUCAAUCGGACAAGCAUUAUACAAAAUGUUUUACUUAAUAGCAAGAAGAGAAAAAGCACAUGAGCUCUAUAAUGAAAUGCGAAGUCUAUGGGAUUCUUCCGAUGAUUCAAACGAAAAGAAAUCUUACGAACAAAUUGCUUAUUGGGCUCGAAUUGCUACAAUAACUUUUUUUGUAUCCCUCAUGUGUAAUGUGAUCUCUUUCACAAUAUCUGGAAUUAUCGAUUAUUUAAGUAAUAACCGACAUUUACCUUUCGACGUCUGGUACGGAACAGACAUCUCAGCGUCUCCCAAAUUCGAAAUCAUCUUCAUUUGUCAGCUGUUGGCAUGCAUCAUAGGCACUUCAGGAGUCGUUGGUAUAGACUGCUCGAUUAUGACCGUAAUAUUACACGUGGCUGGACAGUUUAAACUAAUCAAAACCUGGAUGAAUAAAAUUGGAACUGAAAUCAAUCGCGAGUCUGUUCAUUUGGAAAAGUUCGAAAUAGACCUGUUUAAGUGCAUUCGCCAUCACCAGCGGAUCAUACAUGUGGUGAACGAUAUAAAUAAUUUAUUUACUCCCAUCCUUUUUAUGCAACUUCUUACGAGUGGAAUAGAAAUUUGUUUAAGUGGAUACGCAAUGCUCGGAUACAGGACAGCAAUUAUCGAUGUGCUGAAAUUUAUAUUUUAUUUCAUUUCCAUGAUGGUGGAAAUUCUUUUAUUUUGUUGGCCCAGCGAAAUUCUUGUUCAAGAAAGUGAAGAAGUAGGUUACGUAAUUUAUUUCAAUGUACCAUGGUAUAAGUUAUCUCCAAUUCAUCGGAGACACCUUUGUCUUAUGAUUAUUAGAGCACAACGAUAUUGCAGUAUCACGGCAUUAACUUUCAAAACAUUAUCUUUUCAAACAUUAACAAGCGUAUUCAACACAGCUGCUUCAUAUUUUACUUUGUUACGGCAAAUGCAUCAAGACCAAAUUUCAACGAACACAUAAUUACCGUGUAUGAUAUUAAACAAAAAUAGUCAAACGUAUGUAUAGUAUAGAUGUACAUAUAGUGUGAUAUCA